Messenger RNA from Acanthochromis polyacanthus (spiny chromis), 2640 nucleotides. RefSeq names its product tektin 3 (gene tekt3). The transcript is spliced from 8 exons. Bases 248 to 1711 code for a protein of 487 amino acids. Gene Ontology annotation, biological process: cilium assembly; cilium movement involved in cell motility. The record is from RefSeq and is a predicted model, not a curated record. Gene Ontology annotation, cellular component: sperm flagellum; microtubule cytoskeleton; nucleus. Lineage: Eukaryota; Metazoa; Chordata; Actinopteri; Pomacentridae.
CAGUGUCAACAGAAAUCUUGGACAAGGCCAGCUCCUGCAGCCCAGCACUGUGCAGCUCCAUUGGCUGCCUGAAUGAAUGACUUGCAAACUUGUCAAUGUAUUAUGCAUGUCAGUUCACCUUUAGUGUGUUCUUGAGCUCAUUCUCAGGUAAACACAGCAGAGAGGAGGCCAGUCACAAGACCCUGUGUACCGAAGGACCAGCUCUUAGUUUGUUGGACUGCAUCUGCAGCCUGAGGGGCGUGAAGAAAUGGAGCUGAUCGGAUCCACCCUGACGGCCACAUAUACUCGGCCAAAAACCAGCCACUUCCUCCCUGCCAUCUCCACCAUGGCGUCCAGCUACCGCAACACCCAGCCGGCCUUGGCCAUGAAUCCCAGUGCCAAUCUGUGGAGGACCAACAGCUACUACAAGAGCAGCAGCGCCGUCCCGACCGCCUCCUCCAUACAGAGGGAGAACUUAGACCUGGUCCGAGCCAACACCAUGUUCUACCCGUCCAACAGGAGCGCGCUGACCACCCGCUACACACCGGACGACUGGUACAAGUCCAAUCAAAACAACUACAGGGAGUCCGAGUCGUCCCGGAAAAGUGCAGAGAGGCUGAGGAAAGACACUCUGAGGCUGAUGCAGGACAGAGAGCAGCUGACCAGGCGGACCCAGGAGAACACCAGCAAGAACCUCGGCGAAAGGCUCAACGACAUCGUCUUCUGGAGGUCUGAGCUGAGCCACGAGAUCGACAACAUGGUGACUGAGAUAGGGGCUCUCAGUGAGGUGAAGAGGAGGCUGGAGAGGGCCUUGGCAGAGACUGAAGGGCCUCUUCAGGUGUCUCAAGAGUGUUUGUACCACAGAGAGAAGCGGAUGUCCAUCGAUCUGGUCCAUGAUGAUGUAGAGAAAGACCUCAUAAAGGAAGUAUCGGUCAUAAAGUCAUGUCAGGAGAGGAUGCGUCGACAUCUGGACAGAGCCAUCGCCCAGCUGGCGUCAAACCGAGCGGCUCAACACGAGCUGGAAAGAGACAUGAGCGACAAAGUGGCAGCUCAGAGGAUAGAUGACAGGUGUCACCAUCUGAGGAACACAUCAGACGGUAUCGGCUAUUACAGAGGAAUUGACAGACUAGACCCUUCACUCUCUCUGCCCGACUCCUGGUCCAAGUUCACGGAUGACAACAUCCUGCACUCCCAGAGCGAGCGAGCCGCUUCCCACAAGCUCCGAGAUGAGAUAGAAAUCCUGCUGAACACCACGUCCAACGAAAUGUGGAACCAGUUCAACAACGUCAAUGUAGCCUUCACCAACCGCAUAUCAGAGACAGCCGACACCAAGAACAGCCUGCAGACACACCUGGCUAAGACUUUGCAGGAGAUUUUCCAGACUGAGAUGCUGAUUGAGUCUCUGAAGAAAGCUCUCAGAGAUAAAGAGUGUCCGCUGAAAGUGGCCCAAACCAGGCUGGAGGAGAGAACUCGCAGGCCAAACGUAGAGCUCUGCAGAGACAACCCACACCACAGACUUGUGAGUGAGGUGAGGGAGAUCGAGGACACCAUCCAUAAACUUCAGGAGAGGCUGAUGGAGGCUGAAAACACUCUGCAGACUCUGGUCAAGACCAAAGUAACCCUGGAACACGACCUUUCCAUCAAGGCCAACUCACUCUUCUUAGACCAGGAGAAGUGCAUGAGCAUGCGCAAGAGCUUUCCCAGCAUGCCCCGUCUGGUGGGCUACACCUAAACCGAGCCUUGGAGGAUCAAUAGAGUGAAUGCUCUAAUGGGUUUGGAGCAGUGUGUGAACUAUAGCCAUGGCUUUCAGGGAAAUGACAGAGACAACAUUUGUGAAGAAGUCGAUUUUCUGCUUUUAUUUAUGAUUAUUUAUGGUAAUCAACAUAUGAAAAGUAGCUACAGUUCCCUGCUUUCAGCACCGGUUUGUUCUUUGCUCUGCUUUUUGAUCGUUAUUAUCAAGAUCUUUGAGUAAAAGUGAAUGAAGUUUAUUGAAUUAGUGAUAAACCACCUUCAUGUGUUAAUCAUGUCAUCAAUAAUAGCCUCAUUUUGUACAAUAGUCAUGUUGAUAGAGAGGCAUAAGAUAGACUGACAAUAUUUUAUUCCCUUCAAAUCAUGUUUUCAGGGCAGCUCAUGUCUUGUUAGCCAAAUUUUCCCUCAAAUCCACUGGAGUUCACGCACGUUUGGAGUGGUUUAGAAGAAGGCUUAGUUAAUUUAAAUGUUAACAAAAUAAUUAAACUGAUAACCACUGAAUAAGAAUAAUGGAUUAUCUUAAAGUUCCUGUGCAGAACUUUUAUCUCCCCCUUCUGGCAAUGAAAGUAAUUACAUAAACGCUGUCUAUAUUUAUCCUUUAAUCAUUUCUUUCUUUUGUUUUCUGGAGCAUGAGAAACUUUUCUUUGAUGCUUUCCGUGUUUUUCCACCUCACUCCUAUCUGCUGUAGCCCACAGUUGCUCCACUGUUCAUCUCUUCAACCACCAAUCAUUGCUAGUUAACAUAAAACUCAUCUCAACCAAUGAGAAAUACAGAGAGAUUUACCUGCUGCUAACGGGCUUGAAUGCAAUGAAUGUUCAUAUAUAUGUAAAAGUUCCUGCACUGAGCUUUGAUAUUAAGUGUUGAACCUGUAAUAGAUUUAACAGCAUUAAUAAAGAGAAAACAGAAAAACAA